Molecule: messenger RNA, 953 nt
Organism: Aspergillus saccharolyticus JOP 1030-1
Lineage: Eukaryota; Fungi; Ascomycota; Eurotiomycetes; Eurotiales; Aspergillaceae
Exons: 4
Coding region: 205-867 (220 amino acids)
Source: RefSeq, a predicted model, not a curated record
CACCCUGUCGACAUUCCAAAUCAACCCCCGCGCGACUCUUUCUCUGGAACUGGGAGAUAGCGAUCCCCUCAAUCUACACACACUGUCUUAUGCUUGCUUAAAAUUGGCAAGGGCCCGUGGCAUUCUCAGCUGCUGCGCGAAAGGCCGAUUGUCUAUUUUAGUCACACUUCGUUGAGAGAGCAGAAAUCUCUUGGCAGACGCAAGAUGGCAUCACUCAGGUCGAGGUCUCCAUCGAUCCCUUCUGAGGGUGAGAUCAUCGAAUCAGGUUCAGAGACGAAGGCAACUACAGCGCAACUUCCUCUUAAUGGCAACCGUGUUGACCGUCCCACCAGAGCUAGUUCACCCGCCCCUAGAUCUCCAGCUUCGUUGAGCAGAUCGCCCCGCCACCGGAGGUCGAGGACCAGGACCAGAUCGCCCUCCCGUACUCGUUCCCGCUCCCCUUACCGCGAUCACAGGGGCUACAAACGUCGCCGGGACGAUGACUAUGAUCGUGACUAUGAUUAUGACGACAGACAAUACCGAUACGAGUCCUCCCGCCGCGGCGGUCCCCGAUACGACGACAGCCGUUACACGGGUCGCGGCGGUCAAUCGCACCGACGCGCCCGGCCCUACUAUGACUACGAUCGGGAAGAAAACUUCGGCCAGGGCCUCCGGUAUAGCGACGAGUCGGACCGGCGCAGGGAGAAACGCGCCCGCACCCGCAGCCGCUCGCCGUUCCGCGAAGUCCGGAAACCAAAGCAAUACUCCGGGGAUGAGUGGGAAACCCAGAGAGGUGAUAGCGUCGCAUCUCGCGAUCAUAGAAGGAAGGCUUCUAUUGAACAGUGCAGCAAGCUAUCAAAACUCCUAGUGUUCGCUUUGAAGGUGUGAACGAUGCACAAAUGGCUGAGGCUCCGGAGGAGCAGCAGCCGCCUGCGGAACCUCUCGACGAAGCAGCCCAAUUAGAAGCACGACGC